This is a messenger RNA of Pelmatolapia mariae (spotted tilapia), 1631 nucleotides long. It is a transcript of the gene nr5a2, whose product is annotated as nuclear receptor subfamily 5, group A, member 2. Gene Ontology annotation, biological process: tissue development; hormone-mediated signaling pathway; regulation of transcription by RNA polymerase II. Gene Ontology annotation, molecular function: zinc ion binding; RNA polymerase II cis-regulatory region sequence-specific DNA binding; nuclear receptor activity. Gene Ontology annotation, cellular component: RNA polymerase II transcription regulator complex. NCBI's taxonomy places the organism in Eukaryota, Metazoa, Chordata, Actinopteri, Cichliformes, Cichlidae. The record is from RefSeq and is a predicted model, not a curated record. The coding region runs from base 31 to 1599 and encodes 522 amino acids. The transcript has 7 exons.
GAGUCUCUAUCUCAGGCCGGCAGUGCUGUCAUGCUGCCCAAAUUCGAGACUGAAUCCCUGGGACUCUCUCGAUCGUAUGGCGAACAGGGGCACAUGCCAAGGAACAUGCAGGCCCCUCAGUUAAAAAUGAUGGACUACUCAUAUGACGAAGACCUGGACGAGAUGUGUCCCGUGUGCGGAGACAAGGUUUCAGGGUAUCACUACGGACUUCUGACCUGCGAAAGCUGCAAGGGCUUCUUCAAGCGCACCGUCCAGAACAACAAGCGUUACACAUGUAUAGAGAACCAGAGCUGCCAGAUUGACAAGACCCAGAGAAAGCGCUGCCCAUACUGCCGCUUCCAAAAGUGCCUCACCGUCGGCAUGAAGCUAGAAGCUGUGCGAGCGGAUCGCAUGCGGGGCGGUCGCAACAAGUUCGGCCCAAUGUACAAACGUGACCGAGCCCUCAAGCAGCAAAAGAAGGCGCUGAUUCGAGCCAACGGCCUGAAGAUUGAGGCCAUGAGCCAGGUGAUGCAGGCCGUACCCACUGACCUCACUAUCUCUUCAGCCAUCCAGAACAUCCACUCUGCAGCCUCCAAGGGCCUUCCACUGAGCCACCACGCUGGCCACCACACCAGUCAUCACCACCACCACCACCACCACCACGGCACAGCCCUUCCCCCAACAGACUACGACCGCAGCCCAUUUGUCACUUCGCCAGUAAGCAUGGCAAUGCCACCACAUGCCGGAAGCCUGCAGGGCUACCAGGCAGCCUACGGACACUUCCAGGGCACUCGCACCAUCAAGUCCGAGUACCCAGACCCAUACACCAGCUCACCAGAAUCCAUCAUGGGCUAUGCCUACGUUGACGCCUACCAGUCGGGCUCACCACCCAGCUUCCCACACCUGAUUGUAGAGUUGCUUAAAUGUGAGCCAGAUGAGCCACAGGUUCAGGCCAAGAUCCUAGCCUAUCUACAGCAGGAGCAGGCGAGCCGGGGCAAACACGAGAAGCUCAAUACCUUUGGCCUGAUGUGCAAGAUGGCCGACCAAACACUCUUCUCCAUCGUGGAGUGGGCACGCAGCAGCAUUUUCUUCCGAGAACUCAAGGUGGAUGACCAGAUGAAGCUGCUGCAGAACUGCUGGAGUGAACUCCUCAUUCUCGACCACGUUUUCCGCCAGGUGGUGCAUGCCAAGGAGGGCUCCAUCCUAUUGGUCACUGGCCAACAGGUGGACUACGCAGUGAUUGCCUCACAGGCGGGAGCAACUCUCAACAAUCUGUUGAGCCACGCCCAGGAGCUGGUGGCCAAACUACGCUCUCUGCAGCUGGAUCAACGAGAGUUUGUCUGCCUGAAGUUCCUGGUGCUUUUCAGCCUGGAUGUGAAGAACCUGGAGAAUUUUCACCUGGUCGAGAGCGUCCAGGAGCAGGUCAACGCAGCGCUGCUGGACUAUGUCAUGUGUAACUACCCACAGCAAACGGACAAGUUUGGCCAGCUGCUCCUCCGGCUACCCGAGAUACGAGCCAUCAGCCUGCAAGCCGAAGAAUACCUUUACUACAAACACCUGAACGGCGACGUGCCCUGCAACAACCUGCUCAUUGAAAUGCUGCACGCCAAAAGAGCUUAGGAGGCGACUUUCCUACCCGCAGUGCAGCUGUG